GUUGUAGUACCUGAGCACCUUUCUAUGGAUGUGGAAUCAUUAGGGUUAAGCAAUGAUGACCCUGAAGAUCCCACAGACCUUGUGAAAUUCUUUAAAAUGCCUCUUAUAAAAAUUAGAAAAGAGAUUGUUGCUUUAGCAGCCGUGCAUCCUACCACUGAUGAGAUACGACAGAGGGUGGAAUUAUUGUAUAAGACAACAGAAAACUUGCAAGUGCUGUCAAUGUUACUGUGCAAAUGCCGACACCGCCCCAUCAGAGGUCACCCUCACUUGUAUUGCCGACUGCAAUGUCGGAAACAUGUAGCAUGCAGACAUCCUCUAGUGCACAUCAUAUUGGCCCGCCCACUGUUGGAGGAGAUGCAUAUGAGGAUGUGCCACAGGCGACUACUACUGAUAACAUAGCAUCGUUUCUUGGAUCUUCUCGUAUUGCUAGUACGGGAACAUUGCAGGCCACAUUCGUGGUGAGCGAUAAAGAAAUG
Molecule: messenger RNA, 476 nt
Organism: Cryptomeria japonica (Japanese cedar)
Lineage: Eukaryota; Viridiplantae; Streptophyta; Pinopsida; Cupressales; Cupressaceae
Exons: 3
Coding region: 25-399 (124 amino acids)
Source: RefSeq, a predicted model, not a curated record